UGCCGGGGGAGCAGGCCGCAGCGGCGGGGUGGAGGCCGCGGCGAUGCUGGAGGAGGCGGGCGAGGUGCUGGAGUCGGUGCUGAAGGCCUCGUGCCUGCCGCUCAGCUUCCUGCUCUUCGUGCCCGCCGUGCUGCUGCUCCUGGGCCCGCCGCCCGCCGCCGAGGCCGCCCACGAGUUCACGGUCUACCGCAUGCAGCAGUACGAGCUGGGCGGGCAGCCCUACGGGACUAGGAGUGCAGUGCUUAACACAGAAGCCCGCACUGUAGAAGCAGACGUCCUGAGCCGCCGCUGCGUCAUGAUGCGGCUGGUGGAUUUCUCCUAUGAGCAGUACCAGAAGGCUCUCCGCCAGUCUGCUGGUGCUGUGGUGAUCAUUCUGCCACGGUCUAUCUCUUCUGUCCCCCAGGAUGUUGUAAGGCAAUUCAUGGAGAUAGAGCCGGAAAUGCUUGCUAUGGAAACCAUUGUGCCAGUCUACUUUGCAGUGGAAGAUGAAGAGCUGCUGUCUAUCUAUGAACAAACACGGGCUGCUUCUGCAUCGCAGGGUUCUGCUUCAGCUGCAGAAGUUCUGCUGCACACGGCAACUGCUAAUGGCUUCCAGAUGGUGACCAGCGGAGCUCAAAGCAAAGCUAUCAAUGACUGGCUCAUACCCAGUGUGGAGGGAAGACUGACGGGACUGGGUGGAGAAGACCUGCCCACUGUUGUGAUAGUUGCUCACUAUGAUUCUUUUGGAGUGGCUCCAUGGCUGUCACAUGGUGCUGACUCCAAUGGCAGUGGUAUCUCAGUGCUACUGGAACUAGCCAGGCUGUUUUCCCGGCUCUACACCUACAGACGUACCCAUGCUGGGUAUAACUUGCUGUUCUUUGCAUCUGGAGGUGGCAAGUUUAAUUAUCAAGGAACCAAGCGGUGGCUGGAAGACAAUUUGGACCACACUGAUUCCAGCCUGCUGCAAGACAACGUAGCAUUUGUUCUCUGCCUUGAUACUCUGGGCCGAGGCAAUAGCCUUCAUCUCCAUGUCUCAAAGCCUCCCAAAGAGGGGACCUUGCAGCAUGCAUUUCUGAGAGAACUGGAAAUGGUUGUUGCCAGCCAGUUCCCGGAGGUCAAGUUUUCCAUGGUGCACAAGAAGAUAAACUUGGCUGAGGACAUGCUGGCUUGGGAGCACGAGCGUUUUGCUAUCCGACGCUUGCCAGCAUUCACCAUCUCUCACCUGGAGAGCCACCGGGACAGCCUGCGCAACAGCAUCAUGGAUAGGAGGGCACGAAUAGACACUAAGGCACUAAUCAGGAAUACUAGGAUCAUUGCUGAGGCUUUGACAAGGGUCAUCUACAACCUAACAGACAAGGGAGCACCUGCGGAUCUGCAGAUCUUCACAGAUCAGAUGCAGAUCCAGCAGGAGCAACUGGAAUCAGUAAUGGAUUGGCUGAGCAGUCAGCCCAGGGCUGCUCAGCUGAUUGAUAAAGACAGCACCUUCCUCAACACCUUAGAGUAUUAUAUGGGUCGCUACCUGAAGGAUGUCAAACAGCAUCAUGUAAAGGCAGACAAACGGGACCCUGAGUUUGUUUUCUAUGACCAGUUGAAGCAGGUGAUGAAUGCUUACAGGGUCAAGCCAGCGAUCUUUGACCUGCUGCUGGCUGUCUGUAUUGCAGCCUACCUUGGUGUUGCCUAUGUUGCAGUGCAGCACUUUGGUCUCCUUUACAAGAUGAUACAGAGAUUAUCCCUUAAAACCAAGCAGCAGUGAAGCAAUGAGUUAUCACCCAUACAGCAGCACUGAGCCAUCGGUGAGCCCAUCAGGAACCUCCUGCCUUCCAAUGAAUCCUGCUGUUUCUCUUCCUCUGUCUCCUCUUUGCUACUCUGUAGAGGGGAGGAAGGCAGAAAGAAAAUGAAAUUUUAAUUCUUGUGCACCUUUUAAGUGCUUUUCUUCACCUUCCCCUGACUUGCACCGUGUCCGUUUUCCUUUGCUUUUUGGCAAGGGAGAGGCUCAGCAACUUCAGUAGGUCCUGCAGGUUGUUUAAACUGAGCAGCUUCUAUGAGUGUAAAACCAAGUCCAGCACCUUCAUGGACACAUGCCAUGCAGCCAGCUUGGAAGCUGAAACUACAGAGUAGAGUGAUGUGUUAUCUCUACCCAGCAAACAAGGACUCAGAGCAGUUGUUUGAAAGAAAAAAAGUGCAUUUGCAAAUUGAAGAGAACACUAUUAGCAUGGUUUUUUAUGGCACCUCUUUGCUAAGUUCACUGCCUGGCUUUAGGAAAGUGUGCUGAGCACACAGUGUCUGCAGCAUCAUCUUGCAUUUUGUUUAGACUGCCAUAGCUCAUUUCCUUUUAAGAGGUGCACUGUAAAUGAUCUUGACUGUUAUUGACAGAAUGAGGAAAGAUUGUUAAAACGGGUUCCUAGCAUUAGGGUUCUUACAGGUUCUCUCUUGUCUCUAUUGGAGUAUGUAUUUUGCCGUGUACUUGAUUUCUUUUAAAGUCUAUGGUCCUUGGACAGUUGCCACCACUCUGUGCUAAACUCUUGCUUAGUUUUAAAGGGCUGUUCUACAGUCUGUUGCAACUGUUGCAGGACUCUGUUCUGUGCUAUUCCAUGUACUUAAACGAGCUGGUUAUAUUAAUAGCAAGAACAACCCUGCUCCUGCUGAGCUCUGGUCUGUAAUCCCUUUAGUCUUCAUUCCUCAGUUUUCACUUCCAGAUGGGUUCUGGAUUUUGUGGUAUUUUCCAAUGUUCACCUGCAUCUCAGGAUCUCGUUUCACAUUUUUCAGCUCUCUUAUUUCUGGAAACACUCUUCCUGGCUGCACGUAUGAGCAAGUUCCCAGAGUGCUUGUUGCUGUCCUUUCAUGUGCUGCCACCAGUAUGUAUGAAGGAAGGCAGGUCAUUUAGCCAUAAAAAAGCGAAACAAAAGAAAACAAAAAAAAGUUUUAUGAAUGUCAUUUUAAACAUGGCUGUUUUGAGAACUGUACCUAAAACAGUGUAUCUUGGAACACACAGUCUCUGUUGCUUUUAUCCUUAAGUAAGCCCUAUAUUUAAUUUGCCAAUGCUUCUGGAUGGAGAGAGCUGUGUAGUUGCCCAAAAUACUUGCCAGUGCCGUGCAAAGAUCAGGAGGGCCAGGUGACCAGUUGCUCAAGCUUGUCAUCUUAAUUCUGUCCUGAAUUCACCAUGCAAGGUAAGCAGGAUACUUGUCACCACUUUCUGGUGAGAGCUGAAUGCCCUUUCUGGGCAGUGUUGCACUUUGUUUACCCCCAAGUUCUUCUGGAAAAUAUAUUAAGAUACUGAUUACAAGGCCUAAGCUAGUUGUAGUUCUAGAAGGUGUCCCGAUCGAUUACUACUGUCCUGCCACAUAAGGUCUCUUCACAGGCCACAAUGAUUACCUUAUUUUAUACAAUGACUACUUAUAUUUAAAACAGCAUCUUUUACAGAGGCUGAAAGGCUUUUGUGGAUUUGAACGAAGGUGUACCCUUUUUCGUAUGCAAGGAAAGUUCGAGCUGUGCAUCCUUGUCUGCACUACAGCUGCUGUGCAGGCACGUGUCAGAAACGGGGCUGUUGUGGACAGUCACUGUCUUUUGGAUGGGGACCAAAGCACUGAUUUCCAUCCAUCCGUUUGACUGUAGGCUCCUUCUUGUUGUACCCUUACCCCGGGAUGUGUGCUUUCUGCUACUUUAGGUGUGUCGCGACUAGUUCUUUAAAGGGUCUUUUCCAGGAGAGCUGAUGGCAGUGGCUUACUGUAAUAUCAGCAGCUGGCAUGGUACCAACCACUCCUGAAAUAUCAGCCCUACAGGGAAACUUGCCUUUUUCUAAUCUUUUGAGUCCUUAUUUAAAAUACGUCUCUGCAUGCACUUGUGACACUCCUCUGCCAAAUUAAUGUAUUAUUACUUCAGAAAUCGCUGGCGUGGCUGGAAGACGAGCCUUCAUUGUUUUCCGCUGCCUUUUAUGCUCUGCCCUUGGCCGCCCCGUUUGCUGUGCUCUGGGAAGGUGCGUGCUCUGGGCUGUGUGGGUUCAGAGCAGGCACAGUACAGUCGUGGAAGAGCUUCUCCUUAGGUUCUGGACGUCUGGAAGUAGUUUCAGAGGCUUCCAGCUGCAUCAUACAUUUCUUGUGUGUUCCCUCCAAUCCAGCAGGUUAUUUAACCAGGCUUAAUGAAAUUCUGUUACUUUGCUGAGAAAAAUUGGAAAAAAAAAAUAUUAGCAAUCCAGCUGCAGCUUGACUUGAUGCAUGUAAAAUUUGCAAUUAGUGGGCAAGAGAAAACAAAACAGGCACAGAUCAUUCUUCCUUGCACUGCAGCCUCUCAACUUUUGGUCUUCCAGCUGAGAAGCUCAAUGUUCAGAGUCAAAAACUUCUACCGAGGCAACCCAGCGUGGUUGUAGCUGUGUCCCUGUCAAGGUUGUAGCAUUAAAGCAACCACUUUUCACUCCUUGUGGUCUCAGUAAUAAACUGCUAACACUCCUGAUGUGGCACCAGAAGCCAGUGGCAGCUUUGUAAAAGAAAGGUGGAUAGAAGUAAAUGAGGAGAGUUUGUAAACCUAUUGCUAUCUCCUGCUCAAGGGUAAUUUGUCCUAUAAUCUGAUUGGAUGCAUUAUGUGUGUCUCUAGCUGGCUGCCAUAGCAAGUAGUUUUUACUGCAGAUACGGGUUUAUGCUUUUGAUCAAAGUGCACAUGCACUGAAACAUUAUAUACUCAAGUCUGAGAUAGUCAAAUUCCAACUUUCUCUUAGCUGGAACAGAGUGACCAUCAUGAGAGUGAACUCAGUUCCUGCAUUGCUGUUUCCUUUGGGGAGUUGCAGAGAAGCUUGUAAGCAGACCCUGCUGUUCUGCGAGGUUUUGAAAAAAACAAGCGAAACGGUGCUGAUCCAUUCUGCAGCAUGUCUGAUCCAUUCUGUCGCCAACAAGACACACAAAGGCAGAAAUCCAGCAACUGUUCUGGAAAAAUAAAAGUUCUCCACAAUAUUGCAGAAGAGCUCUGUGUAGCUGAUUCUUGUUGCCACUAUUUUUUACCUGUCCUUUUUAUCAGGAGUUUCGCUGGCCUGGAAGGAAGAAGCAGGGAAAGCCUAUGUCCGUAUAUACACAAGUGGCUGGCAGUUGAUGCUUUUAGCCAUAAAACAAUUUUCUUUGCUCUCUUUACGUGCUGUCCUGGUGCUGUCAAGAUCUGCAGCUCACAAAAAUCAGGUUUCCCAACAGGAUUUAAGCACUGAAGUUUUUCUUCUGUCCACUCCCACCCAUGCAAGCACUAACAUGUGUUACAACCCACUAUACAAUCUAUUUAGACAUUUAAAACCACAGAUACCCAAAACUGUUGUGGGGCUUGGUUUUGGGGGGGGUUGUUUGCAAAUCAUGCACUCUCAUGUUGUUUGUAGCACAAGCCAAAAUACCAAGCGUCUCCUGCACUUGUGGCCAAGCUGGGUUUUAUGUUGAAGAGCAGUUCGGUCUUGACUGACCAGCUGGAAAUGCUGGGGGGGUGACUGUGUCUCAGUGAAUUGGGCCUCCGGGUACCCAUGUGUGGGCUCCGGCCCGCUCACUUUGAUCUGUUUACUUCCCAUUUGUAGGUAUUGGAUAGCAACUUCAAGGUAUGAUCUGGAAUAUUUGCAGCUCAGGAUUUAUCUAGCAAUGUUAGCUCAAUUAUUUAUCUCUUGUGUGUCCUAAAGAACAAAUGUAUGUUGAGGUGAAUAUUUAAAAGCUAAUAGACAAUUCAAUGCAGUUGAUUGACAUAAUUAUUCUGACUAUAAAUGUAAUAAUAUUUAAGUAUUUUAACAUUUUUCAUUUCCUUAUUUGUUUGUCCCUUUUCCCUUGGAAAAAUAAACAGAGUGAGUAGGUAAACUAA
Messenger RNA from Calidris pugnax (ruff), 5790 nucleotides. RefSeq names its product nicalin (gene NCLN). Gene Ontology annotation, biological process: regulation of signal transduction. The coding region runs from base 44 to 1732 and encodes 562 amino acids. Lineage: Eukaryota; Metazoa; Chordata; Aves; Charadriiformes; Scolopacidae. The transcript is spliced from 15 exons. Gene Ontology annotation, cellular component: endoplasmic reticulum membrane. The record is from RefSeq and is a predicted model, not a curated record.